Anneissia japonica is the source of this 814-nucleotide messenger RNA. Its product is annotated as E3 ubiquitin-protein ligase TRIM56-like. The coding region runs from base 56 to 814 and encodes 252 amino acids. The record is from RefSeq and is a predicted model, not a curated record. NCBI's taxonomy places the organism in Eukaryota, Metazoa, Echinodermata, Crinoidea, Comatulida, Comatulidae. The transcript has 2 exons. Gene Ontology annotation, molecular function: zinc ion binding; ubiquitin-protein transferase activity. Gene Ontology annotation, cellular component: chromatin; nucleoplasm. Gene Ontology annotation, biological process: positive regulation of DNA-templated transcription.
CAUUUUGGAUCUUCAUCAUUUGUUCGACACUAUCUUCAAAUUGAACACAGACAAGAUGGCAUCAGAGAUCACGUUGUUUGAAGAUGCGAAUAAAGAAUUUUUAACAUGCUCAAUCUGUAAGGACAUUUUCAAACACCCGAAACAGCUAAAAUGCAUGCAUAACUUCUGCCAAGAUUGCCUACAACCUUUAAUGAAUGAAGCAACUUCAUGCAAGAUAAAGUGCCCCCUCUGCCGUGAAGAAGUUGAGCUGAUGGGAGACACCGUUGCUGAACUACAAGACAAUCUUUUCCUCAGUAAUUUGUGUGAGUUAUUUCUAGUUGCUAAUCUCAAUACCGUGGACGUCCUCUGCUCAUUUUGUUCAGAAGUAUUAACUGAAGGAAAUUCGUCACGUUGCAUCGAUUGUUCCGACAACCUCUGCGAUAAAUGUGCAAAGGCACACACCCUGACCCGUGUGACAAGAAAUCAUCAAGUCAUCUUGAUGUCUGAGCUUAAAACGGACACACUGGUGAGAAAAUCGAGAGAAGGAAACGCCAAAAUACCAUGCCAGAAACACUCAAAUAACCAUUUGGAGUACUUCUGCCAAACAUGUCAAGUACCCGUAUGCCUCGGAUGUACAGUUGUAGAUCACAAUCAACGUGAUCAUUGUCUCAUAAAUCUACAAGAUGGUCCGACCAAAGAAAAAUUCAAGGAGGAGAUAACUGAGCAACUUAACAAGCUGGAAGAAAUCAUACCAUCCUUUGAAAAGAAUAUUGAUAUUGCAAAUAAGCGUAUGCCCCACCUACUUGUCUCCGUUCUUCUGAUAAAAAUCUUUUAG